Solenopsis invicta (red fire ant) is the source of this 775-nucleotide messenger RNA. Its product is annotated as E3 ubiquitin-protein ligase MARCHF3. Gene Ontology annotation, molecular function: zinc ion binding; ubiquitin-protein transferase activity. The record is from RefSeq and is a predicted model, not a curated record. The coding region runs from base 24 to 749 and encodes 241 amino acids. The transcript has 2 exons. Gene Ontology annotation, biological process: protein ubiquitination. NCBI's taxonomy places the organism in Eukaryota, Metazoa, Arthropoda, Insecta, Hymenoptera, Formicidae.
AUAUUUGCAGAAAUUUUAUUCUCAUGAUGACUGAAGAAAGUAAUUUGAUCGCCAACAUUUUAGAUACCAUAAUUUCAAGAGUAGAAAACGAACUAGAGCAAAAGCCAUCGUGCACAAACCAAUCAGAAAAUGUUACGCCAGAAAAAAGAACUCAAUUGGCAUGCGAUUCGGUGGAAGACGUAAAUUGUCGUAUCUGUUAUGAUCCCAAUCAAGAACUGCCUAUCAUAUAUCCGUGCAAAUGCAAGGGAACGAUGGGCGCCAUCCAUCUAAAAUGUUUGGAACGAUGGUUAGAAGAGAGCAAUAGGAAUAAUUGUGAAUUGUGUGGUCACGAGUUCCGGAUGGAACGAACGCCUCGUUACAAAGUUCUUCGGUCUAUCGGAGUUUGGUUGUGCCUGAAUCAGAAUGAGCAUCAGAUAUACGUUCGUAAUGUAAAGGCAGAUCUAUUGAGAUGUCUUUUAGUCACCCCAGUGACCAUCGCGUGUUCUUACAUCUGUGUAGUGGCUGCUGAUUUUUAUGCUAGGAAUAAUUACGACAAUUUUCCACCAGCACGAUGGACCACCUAUUCCUUGCUGUCAAUGAUGGCACUAUUAAUCCUAUCAUUCUUCAUCUGGAUUUACAUGGCGCUACAAUAUCAUCAAAAAGCAUGGUUUUACUGGUGGCAGAAAACCAGUAGCGUAAAAAUCGUUGAUUUAAUGCUGGGAAAUACCAUUUUAACUAGAAACAAUAGGUGCGAUACAUCGCAAGUCUGAUAAUAAAUGACAAGAAUAAUAAAGGA